This is a messenger RNA of Trichobilharzia szidati, 2496 nucleotides long. The record is from the annotation of a GenBank genome assembly. Lineage: Eukaryota; Metazoa; Platyhelminthes; Trematoda; Strigeidida; Schistosomatidae.
AUUAUUAUUAUCACCAAUGUCACUGCUACUGAUAUUCCUUUGAUAAAUAUAAAAUUCAAGCGAGGAUACAUUAUUUAACUCUAAAAAGGCGGAAUGGCAUAUAUUAUGACUACAAAAUCCCUAAUGAUACUUCAAUUUUUAUGGUUACUAUGCCGUCAGAGACGUGUUUGUGGUUUUCUGAAUUCUUAUUAACCUCAGACAUUAGUAUUCCUUGAGUGAUUGUACACAAAGAUAUACCAUAUCCAAAAUUUAUAUCAUCUUCAUUUCUUGUAAUAUACACACACACAUUGAAUGGCUACUAAUUUAGAUACUAGAAAAGUCGAAUUUGCUCAACAUGAAAAUGACACGGAUAACAGAACCUAUAGGACUGGAUCUGUUAAUGAUAAAGAACAACGUGUUAGUCGUUUUCGACGUUUAACUACCGGGAGUCUUCGUUAUAAGAAUCGAGCGAAUCAAAUGUCGACAACAGCAGCAUCCACAGCGGCAACAACAACGUCAACUACAAAAACUGAUUUCAUUGAACCAGUACAACACAGUAUAGAUCCUUUACAGGCAUUUUUAAAUUCAGAUACUGAAAUAAGUGAUUCAGGUGUACCACGAUUAAAUGACACACCAUAUUUAAAUAAUGGACGUCGACCUAAACGUUAUAGACGUUCUGGACGUUCACCGUAUGAAACACCGAAUUAUUCAACUGCCUUAGGACCAUUAAGAGAGAAGCAUAAAUUAACACCAUUGGAGCGGAUAUUUUUAGAAGCUGCAGAACGUGGAGAUAAAUCAACGCUAAUUCGAUGUUUAUCAUUUUCAAAUAGUGUCAAUGUAAAUUGUGUUAAUAUACUGGGUCGUACAGCUAUACAAAUUGCUGUGGAUAAUGAAAAUAUUGAAUUAGUUGAACUUCUGCUUGAUCAGCCUGGUAUAGAAAUUGGUGAUGCAAUAUUAUAUGCUAUCCAAGAGGGUGUAUAUCGAAUAGUAGAAAUGCUUAUUGAUCAUCCAUCGAUUACUAAAGAAAUGUUAGGUACAUCAUGGACAACCCAGUGUAUUGGGAUUGGUAAACGUGAAGAAGAAAGUCACGAUUUUCCUGCUGAUAUCUCACCUGUCAUGUUAGCAGCUAUUUGUAAUCAAUUUGAAAUCUUACAGCUGCUAAUUAAUCGUGGUGCAAGAAUUGAAGAACCGCAUAAAUCGUCAUGUUCUUGUGAGCAUUGUCAUCGUUUACUCUCUGAUGAUCCUUUAAAGCAUACCCUUCAACGAAUUAACACGUAUAGAGCUCUUGCUAGUCCAGCAUGGAUAUCGUUGACAUCACCAGAUCCAAUAUUGACAGCAUUUGAAUUAUCCUCAGAGCUAUUACACUUAGCAUCACGUGAAAAUGAAUUCAAGGAAACAUUUCUUUCAUUGUGUGAACAGUGUAGAAAGUAUGCUUGUGAUUUACUGGAUUUAUGUCGGGGGACUGGAGAAGUUGUCGCUGUACUCAGUAAGGGGACUGACAGUGAUGAAAGUUGUAGUGAGGCUAGUAGUGAUGAAUCGGACGAUAAUCAAACAGCAGGGAAAAUGCACAAUCUAACCGUACCAUCAAAUCAUAUAUCUGCACCAUGUUACUCUCCCAACUGUCAUUGUCAUCAAAGCAACAAUGAUAAUGGGAAUACGUCAAUAUGUAAUCAAUCUGAUUCAAAUCAAAAUUAUGGUGAGACUGAAAAUGAUUGGCGUGAAUUAUUGGAGAGAUCAAAUUUCUCCAGGAAAAGACAUCAUCGUAGGUAUACAGCAUGGAAUCAUCCUACUUAUUCAUGUUCAAAAUUUAAUCAAGCUUUAAGUAUAGAAAGUCAGCAUAGUAUAUGUGAUGAUUCAGCUAGUACGACUAACCUGCAUCCGUCAACAAGUAAAAGUGAACGAUUGAAUUAUUCAGAUAAUUCUAUGAAUGAUAGUGAUCACUUACAAUUACCAGUUGAUCAGACUACAUCGUAUACGCUAGCUAAGCUACCAUCAUUUGUUACAAGAGAUUUUAAAGAUUCACAAACACACUCUAGCCCUACUGACAAUAAUGAUGAUGAUGAUGGAAAUGCUAAGUUAAAAAAUACUUCAAGAAAAAGAAUUUCUAAUGAAGAUCGUUUACCAACAAUAUUGAAUACAUCUGAAGGUUGUUCAUCAAUAUUUUUUGAACGUAAAAGAAAUAGUUUUGAUUGGGAAUCACCAACAAGUGGUUUUAAUCAACGCUUACCGUCUAAUACAACUAUAAACACUUCACAAUCAAAACAUGAAUUAUAUGAACGUAAUAGUUUUAAUAAUAGUAAUAAUAAUAAUAUGUCAUCAUCAGCAACAUCAACAACAAUAACCACAGAAAGGGAUAUAAAUUUAAAUCGUAAUACUCCUACUACAACAGUCAGACGAUUUGAUUGUGAAACACAUGAACCUACAGAAUCACACUGUAUAAAACAACAAAGGAAAUUUUAUUCAUUCAAAUUAGACAGAUUGAAGUUAGCCAUUAAACAUGAACAGAAAAAAAUUUGA